AUGAGGUUCUCUUCUUCACUCGUCACCUUGACGCUAGGCCUCGCCUGUACGGUCGUCGGCAAAAGUGUCGAAUCCGCACUACCCAUAGCUCCAGACACGCAAACCAACAGCACCUCGCAAACCAAUGGCGAUGCUGGUGACCUUUACGGGAAGUCCAUUUUGGCUUCUAGAGCUGCAUACAAAUGGCGCCGAGAAAACGCGGGCCAAUGGUCUGAAAAGAACCUCAGAUCGACGCUCUGCGAUAAAGAUCUCAAACCAACUUCAUGGGACAAGCCGGUCUUGUCUUGGUCCAAAAAAUCGCCGACAUCGCCUAAGAAUUACCUUCCUCGCAUCAAAGCGGUGAACCCACGCAGUACCAAGGUGGAUGACUGGUUGAAGAAUUUCUACGCAGGUUCAUAUGACUGGUUGAAGAAUUUCUACGGAGGCUCCUCAAGCGGCGAAAAAUCCGAGAGCAAACAUGACGACGAAUCUCGAACAACAAUUGUCACAGCACUUUACUCCGGCCCGGAAGAGGAAUCCCACACCUCGAUUGAAACGUACCUGAGGCGGCUCAAUCGGCUUGUCGACACUGGCCAGCCGAUGCUGGUAUACUGCGAGCCAUCGUUAAAACCUAAAAUCGCAUCAAUGCGGGAAGAGGACAAGGACUUCCAAAUCGUCACCGAGUUCGAGACGAUCUGGGACGUACCAACCAACAAGGAUCAGAAGGGGAAUUUCAAUGUCGAGCAGUGGAAUAUGUUUUGGAGCUUCAAACCUGCCAGUCAUAAGAACUACCCUGACGAAGGGUUCAACUUCGCGUUCUUCAGUGCCGUUUAUAACGCCAAGGCGUACUUCCUGUGGCAUGCCGUGAACCAGAACCGUAUCAGGUCCGACACGUGGAUGUGGGUAGACGCGGGGCUGCUGGGCUUCGCGGGCGAGGACGACGGCACGGUGGACGAAGAUCUCUGGAAGCCCCUGCAGAAGGACUUCAUCGACCCGACUAAAGUCAAGAAUGCCGUCGAAAUAGUAGGGGAUGGCGUCGUAAUGAGCUUGUAUCCCGACUGGAGUAGCCAUCCACCCGCCAAUUUCAACAAUCCCUGCUGGGAUCCGAGUCAAAAGACGGCCACCUGGCAAUGCGUGCACUUUCUAUCCGGCUUGGUACUCGGCACCUCGGUGGCAAUGCUGGAUUUCGCCGUCAAAUACAUGCAGACCUUCGACGAAAUGGACGCCAAUGGUCUCUACGUAGGCAGGGAGGAAGUGGUUUUGCCAUUUCUCGCGGCGAGAUAUCCAGAAUUCAUAUGGUAUACUGCCUUAUUACCUACCAGGAGUGUACCGGAAGAGAUCAAGUUCAUGAGGGUCCCGGGACUGGCAAUUACGUGGUCGGGCUGGCCUAAGGAGUAUAUAUGGCCCGGUCAGGCGGCGCCCAGGGAUCCGAUUAAAGAAGUGUUCUGCGAUCAACGCUGA
Molecule: messenger RNA, 1440 nt
Organism: Anthostomella pinea
Lineage: Eukaryota; Fungi; Ascomycota; Sordariomycetes; Xylariales; Xylariaceae
Source: the annotation of a GenBank genome assembly